Molecule: messenger RNA, 1666 nt
Organism: Cheilinus undulatus (humphead wrasse)
Lineage: Eukaryota; Metazoa; Chordata; Actinopteri; Labriformes; Labridae
Gene: rad51ap1
Product: RAD51 associated protein 1
Exons: 9
Coding region: 289-1263 (324 amino acids)
Biological process (GO): double-strand break repair via homologous recombination; interstrand cross-link repair
Molecular function (GO): double-stranded DNA binding; single-stranded DNA binding
Source: RefSeq, a predicted model, not a curated record
CCGGCUACGUGCCCCUCUGUUCAGGCGGGCUUGUUGAAAACAUAACAGGUCUUCCAUUCCGUUAGCUGUGUUAUAAAAAGUGCAAUUAAUUUGAUAUUUAUACGCGUGGUUUAUCUUAGGUGGAUAUAUUUAUUCAGUGGCUUAACGAACAAAUGUUAGCAUUCAGAUCAAUGUCCAUUAAGCUAGGUCAGCAAACACAAGCUUUGUUGUUGGUGUUGACAUAACAGCUAGCUGUUGAGGUUCGCUAACUGAAUAAAAGGCGUUUUAAACUCUUAACUUCUACAAGCAAUGGACCGACCAGCAAGGAAGAGCAAGGUUGUGAAUUACUGUGAAGCCCAGGACUUUGACGAUGAUGAAGAUUUUGCCUGUGCGAAGGCUCCACCCAGUAAAAAGGCGAGAGAAGACGUGAAGCAGGAGCACAAGAGACCAUCAAGCAGGUCAUCCAGUCAGGAGUCCAACAACUCUCAAAACGCUAUGAGCCAGAAAAGCAGGAGACCACUGGAUGAGCGAUUACAUGAUCGAGAUCUAGAAGCAGCAAUAGCUCUAUCCUUGCUCAAUAAUACACAUGAGAAACAGGACACAUCUCUGAUUACUAAAGCAGAUGUCAAGGUUCAAGGGCCAGUAGAUGAAAACACAGAUCCAUCUUCUCUUCACAUUUCAAACUGCAGCGUGGAUGCAGCAGUUUUGGGAUUGGAUGAAAUCACACCAGAGAAAGAGUCACAUGCUCCAUCCAGACAAAGAAAAGCUGCCGCUGUUGAGCAGAAAAAAAAGGCAAAUGAUGAAGAUGAUGACUAUGAGCCCAAAAUGACACCAGAUUCAGACAGUGAUGAAGAAUUCAGUGAGCCGUCUGAGAGUGAAGACGAGGAGUUCACAGUGAAGAAGGCGAGCAAAGCAAAAAAGAAAGAGAAAGUUACCAAGGCCAAACAGCCCCAGGCUGCUGCCAAGAAAGAAAAGCAGCCAGCGAAACCAUUGAAAACCAAAUCACAGGCAGCAGCAGCUUCGCCACCAGUGAGGAGUCCUUCAACUGCAAAACCAGCACCCAAAAGACCCACUCCAACAUCUGCGGUCUCAAAGUCAAAACCCAUAAUGUCUUCGAGUCCAGCAGGGGGCAGAAUACCUAAGUGGAACCCACCAGGUCAAAUUGGUCGAAGUCCCACCUCGUCCAACGCUCCAGCAGGAAAGUCUCCAGGUCAGGGUCUGCGGCUCGGUCUGUCCCGUCUGGUCCGAGUUAAACCUCUGCAUCCAAGCGUUACAAGCCACUGACUGAUCAUCUGAGGUUGCUCCUGACUGUGUAAGCUUAGGGCAGAUUUGUUAUCCUUUACCUUAAUUCCUCAUUUUAAAAAACUAUGGUUAUAAAUAGUCAGAAUCACUUUACAUACUAAAGGAUUUUCAUGAUACUUUUUAUAUGAAGCUGUGGGCCAGUGUGCUCUUUUAGUGUAAUUUGGUCAAAUAUAGUAGGAAAAAGUCCACAACAGAGACUGUCCUUUUCACUUUUCAUGAGUGCUGGUGUCUGGAGAUUAUUUCUUCAUCAGAUUUUUUUUGUUGGUUUUGUUCUUCUGAGUGUGAGUGAGUGUUUGUGGGUUUAAAUCAGAUUUUUCCCGCUUUGUCCCAUUGUGAGUUCAGACUGUAUAUUAUGUACAUACAUGAAAAUAAAAAUUAAAAGAAG